Messenger RNA from Podarcis muralis (Common wall lizard), 2104 nucleotides. The record is from RefSeq and is a predicted model, not a curated record. Lineage: Eukaryota; Metazoa; Chordata; Lepidosauria; Squamata; Lacertidae.
UUCCGCGGGCGGGGCGGAGAGCGGGUCUCGGAGUCGGAGGGAGAAGGACGUCGCUGGAGUAAGAAGAGGAAAAAGGAGCUUCGUUUUGGGGGAAGAUGGGGGUCCUCCUCCUCCGCUGGCCCCCCCUGAUCCUGGGGGCGGCUGCCCACCUGCUGCUGCUCCUGGACUGCGCAGGCUCCACUUCUCACUCCCUGCGCUACUUCUACACAGCUGUGUCUGAGCCUGGCCAGGGGCUGCCCCAGUUCAUUACUGUGGGGUACGUGGAUGACCAGCAAUUUGUUCAGUACAACAGUGACACCCAGGAGGCGCUGCCUCAGGUCCCCUGGAUGAGGAAGGCGGAAAAGGAGGAUCCUCACUACUGGAAGAUGAGCACGCAACUCUUUCAGGACACUGAGAGAGUGCUGUGGCGGAACCUGGUAACCCUGCAGACUCGCUUCAACCAGAGCGGAGGUUUUUCCUCCCUGCAGGAGAUGCUUGGUUGUGAGCUAAGGUCAGACGGGCGCAAAGAAGGGUAUUGGCAGUUUGGCUACAACGGGAGGGACUUUAUCGCCUUCGACAAGGAGACCCUCACCUGGACAGCAGCCGAUACAGGGGCCAAAGUGACCAAGAACAAGUGGGAUCCUAUCGUGGAGCAGAACAAGUACCGGAGGGCCUACCUGGAGGAGACUUGCAUUGAGUGGCUGCGGAGAUACCUGGACUAUGGGAAGGAGACUCUGCUGAGGACAGAGGCUCCGGUGGUGAAGGUGACCAGGAAGGCAGACUAUGACGGCCUGGAGACCCUCGUUUGCCAAGUCCACGGCUUCUACCCCAAGGAGAUUGAUGCCAACUGGGUGAGGGACGGGGAGGUCUGGCAGGAGGGGACCCUCCGAGGAUUGGUCGCCCCCAACUCGGACGGGACCUACUAUCUCUUGCUCAGUGUCCAGAUCGACCCCGAGGAGAGGGAGCGCUUCCGGUGCCGCGUGGAGCAUGACAGCCUGGAGAAGCCUCUGGACGUGGCCUGGGAGAAGGAGCCUGGUAACCUGAGGCUCAUUGUGGGAGCCGUCGUGGCUGCUAUCCUGCUGAUCUCUGGGAUCAGCAUCUCCAUCAUCUGCAGGAAACAGAGUGAGAAAUCAGCCUACAAAGCAGCCUCAACAAGCGACCAGGGGUCCGACAGCUCCACCAAGGUUUCAUACCAGCCCAGUGUGUGAGAUGAGACCAGAAGGACCCUGCCCAAGUUUGGCUGUGAAUUGCAGCGGCUCAGAGCCCCUCCUGUCCUUUAAUGCUGUUUAUGAUGUUUCUUAAUCCUGGCUCUCACCCAUCCAUUCUGACUCCAGCUGUAACUUGAAUUUGAGGGUAAUCAUGCUUUUCUGAUGGAUUUUGGCCAAUUUUGCUUUGCAGCUGAUUUUCAGAAAUGUGUUUGUAUUAAUCAGAAAUGUGCCAGAUAUGCACAACUGACAGCUUUAAAAAAGGAUGGGGAGAUUGAGCAGCGAUUUUGACGGUAUCUCUUGGUUCUUUGUUGCUGUGGUUCCCUCCACAAUCCCUUCCCCAAUCUUGUGUCACUCACUUUCCAUCCAAAUUGAAGGAAAGGCAACAUUUGAGAACUGCUUUAGGUGUAUUAUGCAUGAAAUAGGCUAAAUUGUUACUGCCGACCUGCCUCUUGGGCCGCCCAGCCUUUGGCUAAACGGAUGUCAUGUCAUGGAAUGUAUAAAAGCAGCCUAACUGCUCUGGCUGAGUGUUUUCCACCCACCUUCUGCGUGAGGAAGUGAAGAAACUGGCAGGGAGGGAUGGUUGGCAAGGAGGAGGGAUGCUUAGAUGCUCAGGUGUUGAAGCUGAAAGAGAGAAGGAACAGAGUGGCUGAAGAGAGAGGCGACUUUCCUACAGGAGAUGAGAGGAAUUCUUGCUUCAGAUUCUGCUGACAGCCAAGGAUGAAGCCAGCAAGGAGAAGAGGCAGAUCAGGAGCUUCAUGGCCACAGUUUGAUCUGAAAUAAGCAGCCCCUUCUUUUGGGCUGCAGGCCUCCAGUUCAUGAGACUUGUUGCCUGGUCCCCACAGCCUUCUAGAAAGGGUGACCCACUGGGAGUGGGGCCACAUGAACUCUUCCAAGUAAACUACCUUUGUUGCCUUCAA